CCCUUCUCCCUUCGUUUCCUUUUCUGUGCGUGCUUUCUCUUCAGCCCCCUCUCGGAGAUUGCACGCGGGUUCCAUUGGCCAGAUCAGCUCGCCAACCAAGAAGAUGUCGUGCACAGCAACCGAGAACGCGAUCCCCACGCUACCCGCCAAGGGCAACCUCUCCUUCGUCCUCGAGGCGGUCGAUAAGACCUCGUUCCAGGAGCGGCCCGUCAAGCCGCCUGCACCGUUGGAGGUACAGGUCAACGUCAGGCAGACCGGGAUUUGCGGAUCUGAUGUCCACUACUGGAAGCAUGGCCGAAUCGGUGACUUUAUUCUCAAGGCGCCCAUGGUUCUCGGCCACGAGUCUGCUGGAAUCAUUACCUCUGUCGGCUCUCAAGUUGAGCACCUCAAAGUCGGUGACAGGGUAGCGCUCGAGCCCGGUGUGCCCUGCUUGGUGUGCGACAAAUGCCUGAGUGGAACAUACAAUCACUGCGCAAAGCUCGUAUUCGCAGCGACCCCUCCUUACGAUGGCACGCUCGCCACGUACUACAACCUGCACUCUUCCUUUGCUCAUAAGAUUCCCGACAACCUUACCCUCGAGGAGGCUUCGCUGAUGGAGCCACUUUCUGUUGCCGUGUACAGUGCUCUAAACCGGGGAGAGGUCCGGGCGAUGCAAAAUGUUCUGGUAUUUGGCGCAGGCCCGAUCGGCCUACUUGUUGCUGGUGUCUGCAAGGCGUACGGAGCAAAGAGAGUUGUCGUUGUUGAUAUUCUCGACGACAAGCUCAAGUUCGCCUUUUCCUUUGCAGCCACAUCGACCUUCAAACCUUCGGCGGCAAAGGAGGACGAGAGCCAGAUGGACGCGUCGGAGCGUAACGCCGCCGAGCUAAUCGCCUCCCUUCCUGAGCCAGACAACGAUGUAGCGCGCAAGGGCGGGUUCGACUUGGUUAUGGAGUGCACCGGUGCGCCACCUUGCAUCCAGAUGGGCAUAUUUGCAGCGCGCGCGAGGGCAAAGUUCGUCCAGAUCGGCAUGGGCGCCAAUGAGAUGGCCAUCCCCAUCCAUCGCAUUGGCAUCAAAGAGCUCGACAUGACUGGGUCAUUCCGCUAUGGCGUUGGCGCGUACGAGACUGCGAUAAACCUUGUCGCAAGUGGAAAGCUGGACGUCGCCAAGAUUGUCACACACCGCUACACGUUCGCUGACUGCAUCAAGGCAUUUGAUGCCACUGCCAAGGGAAAGGGCGAAGACGGCAAGGCCGUCAUCAAGGUCCAGAUCUGCCAGGGUGAGGCAUAAAACUAGUUGUAUUCGUUUUCCUGUUGGGGCGUGCUGGCGGUCGCGCGACAAGUUAUGGUUAUUUGCACAUUAAAUUCCAAGGCAUUGUAUGCAGAUGAAUGCGAGUGCUCGAUAAGGAUACAGCGUUGAAGCCCCUG
This is a messenger RNA of Tilletiaria anomala UBC 951, 1404 nucleotides long. RefSeq names its product putative xylitol dehydrogenase. The transcript has 6 exons. Bases 104 to 1267 code for a protein of 387 amino acids. The record is from RefSeq and is a predicted model, not a curated record. Lineage: Eukaryota; Fungi; Basidiomycota; Exobasidiomycetes; Georgefischeriales; Tilletiariaceae. Gene Ontology annotation, molecular function: L-iditol 2-dehydrogenase (NAD+) activity; zinc ion binding. Gene Ontology annotation, biological process: D-sorbitol catabolic process.